UAAUCGAAUCGAAACUGAAGUUAGUAACGUUUCAAAUGUCAACUGUGUGGGUACAACAGCACUCCAAUUUCAAUAUUUCGAACGCACUUUUGAAAAGUACAUCCGAACAUUUCACUAAAAACGUGUUCACUGUAGAUUUUAUGAUAAACAUCGAGCUUGGGUGCUUAAAAGCAUUGUUAAGAAAUGUCAGAGAUAAGAUGUUGUGUAACCCGGAAGCUCUGUCAUAACCAAAAAAGAAAAACAUGUUUUCAAAAAUAUGGCAUGUGAAAAGCUUUUUUGAUUCACGUGGACUGUAGGCCCGAAAUAAUAGGUAUCGUCCGUGGUAGUAAUAUAUAAACUUCAGCCACCAUAGAAUUUGUGGAAAAUGGGUAUUCGAGGACUAACAACUUACAUUGCAAGGCAUUCGGAUCAGUACCUUGAGCCCUAUGAAUUACAUGAUACAUAUUUAGUCAUCGAUGGUAACAGCAUAGCGUCUCAAUUGUACAACUGGCAUGCACGCUGUAACUGUGCAUUUGGAGGUGAUUAUGACCAGUAUGCAAAAUGUGUUGAGGAAUUCUUUGACAAUCUAAUUAAGUGCAACGUCACUCCUUUAGUACUUGUUGAUGGAGGAUAUGAGAAUCAAAAGGUGAAGACAGUUUAUGCGCGUAUGAAAUCAAAAAUUCACAUAGCGUCCUAUUUCACACCUGUGCACAAGCUGAAAUUCUUUCCAAUAUUUAUGAAAGAAGUCUUCCGUGACGUGAUGGAUGAAAAGGGAAUCAAAUAUGCCCACUGUUCUUUUGAGGCUGAUGAUGAGAUUGCAGCGGUUGCUAGAAUUCUCGCUUGCCCAGUGCUCAGUUAUGACUCUGAUUUUUUUGUUUACGGAGUUUUGUACAUCCCCUUUGAUACCUUAGAUAAUGGUACCUGUAAGAAUCCAAAGAUCGGUGGAUUUGUCAGCAAAUGUAAAAUUUAUCGUGUUGAGAAGUUCUUGGAGAGCUUCGGAGGCUUGGACAGAUCUCUACUUCCCUUAUUGGCCACUCUACUUGGAAACGACUACAUCAGCCGGGGAGUAUUCAAGCAGUUCUUUCAAAAUUUGAAGCUUUCUAAGUUGACUAAAAAAAACUCAAAUGAACAACAACGCAGAAUUGCAGGGUUGUUGAACUGGCUGAAACCUUACACUUUAAACAGCGCUAUAGCUGGGGUUCUAAUGAGAAUACGACGACAAGACCGACGGAAAAUCUUGAAGAAAAUGGAAGCAGUAAUCGAUAGUUAUUUAAGUUCCUCGCCCAGGAUGCUGGUUCCACUUGGCUUCUCUGAAGAAUAUGUAGCAGAGGUGAAAUCGAAGAGACCCAGUCAACCUUUCAAAUUUCAAGGUGAUCUUGACAGUCUAGAAAUGGUAGAAGAAUCUAUAAUCAAUGAAGACUAUUCAGAAAGCAAUGACGACUCCCAAGAUGAUGAAGGAGAGGACGACUGCGAUUUGAUGCUCGAUGAUUUUGAUGAACCAGAUUAUGGGACAGACAAUCUUUUAUCUAAAAUUGCUCCACCAUGGUUCAUUCUCGAACAUAGCAAAGGUCAUUUCCCUUCAUAUUUUAUUGAUAUGAUGCAGCGUCAGUUGUAUUUUUGCCCACCUCAAAUAGAAGACUAUUUUUAUCCCUCGUCACACAUAGUGAGUUUAAGAAUAAUCAGUGUUAUCUUCACACUUUUAACAUCACGUAGGAGGGAUAUUGAUAAAAAUUUGGAGUAUGUGAUACGUAAUGAACAUAAACGGGCAACACGGUAUGAAUUAGUAUCAGGCAAAGAACUUUUUCCUCAUAAAUUACCAUCGCUAGAUGAAUUGAAUACUAUCUCCAUUACUCUAAAAAAAAGAAUAUUGACGCACACGUUGGGAAUUACCAAUGAUUUUAUUGCUGAUAAUGUUUUACCUGAGUGGAGAUUGUAUUUGGCUACUAUCAUUUAUUGGGUGCAACAAGAUCAUGAGCCUGUCGUGACCAAUUGCCACAUCUAUGCUCUAUUGUGUUCAAUGCUGUUUGGCAUUAUUGAUGAAAAGGUGGGAUUUUAUCGAUCGAAAGUAAAGUUUUCCAACAAAUACAGUGCCAGGAUUCAGAGUAUUCUUGAGAGGAGAAAAUCCACAAAAAGAGAAAAUGCUCAAUACGCAACAACUGAUAAUAUGAUAAUUGCUCAUCAAUCUAUUACAGAAGAAGACUGUAUCGUUGCAGCACCAUUUUUUAUCUCUAAUUUCAGUGUGGAUCCAAAGAACGGCUUUAAUUCAAAAGCAUUCAAUGUCACGGCUGUUCAUUCAUUUGCACAGUUUCAAACUUGUUUGAGGCAUAGCAUGCACCUCAAUGCUUUACUGGGAUACCCCUAUGCCGGGACAAAGGUAGCAAAAAUAUACAAUGGCACAUUGUUGUAUAACUUGUAUCACAACUUUAAGAAACGCAAUGAUAUUGUAGCGUACAUGAAUUGUAUGCUCAAGGAUUCCCCAACUUUGUCACAGCUCUUUACUACUCUUUCAAACUUUGUUAAAAUACCGUUAGCCAAAGUAUUAGAAAGGAAAGAAAACCAGAAACGUAAACGAAAAAGUAAAAACAAAUCGAAAAAAGUUAGCGAAGAUGAGUUUAUGAGCUGUAUCAGUGACGAUGAAAGCUCUGAUACGAAUCAACAAUUUAUGGAUGUUAACAAUCCGUUUUACCUCCUGAAUUCAAUCAACUAAGUUGUUUUUUGUAAUCGACAAGUGAUAGAUCUUCAUAGAUUUUAUCUUGUACAG
This is a messenger RNA of Athalia rosae (coleseed sawfly), 2740 nucleotides long. It is a transcript of the gene ast, whose product is annotated as protein asteroid. The record is from RefSeq and is a predicted model, not a curated record. The transcript has a single exon. NCBI's taxonomy places the organism in Eukaryota, Metazoa, Arthropoda, Insecta, Hymenoptera, Athaliidae. Bases 365 to 2686 code for a protein of 773 amino acids.